AUGUCUUCUUCAAAGCGUAAAGAAAAGACUACUCUUAGCAAUCAACAAAGAAAAGAAAUUAUUGAAUUUAAAGAAAAACACCCAAGUAUUAGUAAUGUUGAUCUCGUCGAUUGGGUGAAAAAAAAUAUGGGUCUUGAAGUUCAUCCCUCUACCAUUGGGCGUCUAAUAAAAAAUAAAGAUAAUAUUGGGGAUAAUCUAUCUGCAAAAAGGCAGAAGACAGUACAGCAUCCAGACCUUGAAAAUUCAUUACUCGACCAAAUAACACAACAUGGUGAAGAUGCAUCCGUAGAUGAUGAUGUCGUUGCAACUGCGAUUCCUAAAUUAAGAGAAUUAUUAGCUAAAUUUGAUCUUAAAGGUAGAAAAAAAAAUAAAGAACAAUUAACUGUAGCAUUUUGUGUUAACGCUGAUGGAACAGAUAAACUUAAGCCGUUUGUAAUUGGAAAGUAUCCCAACCCACGCUGUUUCAAAGGUAUCAAACGCAACUUACUUGGUAUCACGUAUGAUAGUAGUGCCAAUGCAUAG
Dentiscutata erythropus is the source of this 522-nucleotide messenger RNA. Lineage: Eukaryota; Fungi; Glomeromycota; Glomeromycetes; Diversisporales; Gigasporaceae. The record is from the annotation of a GenBank genome assembly.